This is a messenger RNA of Manduca sexta (tobacco hornworm), 916 nucleotides long. It is a transcript of the gene Bin1, whose product is annotated as histone deacetylase complex subunit SAP18. Gene Ontology annotation, molecular function: transcription factor binding; transcription corepressor activity. Gene Ontology annotation, biological process: negative regulation of DNA-templated transcription. Lineage: Eukaryota; Metazoa; Arthropoda; Insecta; Lepidoptera; Sphingidae. Gene Ontology annotation, cellular component: nucleus. The transcript has 2 exons. The coding region runs from base 155 to 634 and encodes 159 amino acids. The record is from RefSeq and is a predicted model, not a curated record.
UACACCUGACAUCUCUAUAGUAAAUAGUAAUCACUAGUUACUACUCAGUAUUCAACUUUCUAGGUUAUAAAAAUAACAAAAUAAUAUUGUUUUUAUCUAACGAAGAUAUAAUUCUUUAAACAUCGGGUUCAUUUAACGGUUUGUGAUAAAUAUUAUGAAAAUGGCUGGUUUAGAGUCCAUGAUUGUCGAAGAGGUUAAACCUACAGAGAAACCGGUUGAUCGGGAAAAGACUUGCCCACUUCUGCUCCGAGUAUUCUGUUCCACCGGCAGACACAAUUCUCCAGGAGACUAUGCACGAGGCAACGUACCACAGAACGAGUUACAAAUUUACACGUGGAUGGAUGCUACACUACGAGAACUGACUGGCCUUGUUAAGGAAGUCAACCCUGAAACUAGGCGUAAAGGAACAUACUUUGAUUUCGCAAUAGUGUACCCUGAUAUGCGAUCUCCGACCUACAGAAUGAGAGAAAUAGGUGUUACCUGCUCAGGACAGAGAGGCGGCGAUGACAAUAAGACAUUGGGUCAAGUCAAAUUUCAAAUUGGAAAUUAUUUGGAUAUUUCAAUAACUCCACCUAAUAGAAUGCCACCACCAAUGAGACGUCCCCAACCAUAUAUGAAUAAUCGUCAAUAUUGAUUAAAGUAGCGUCUUUAUAAUUUUGAUAUGUUAUAACAGAUGGCUAGUUAAAUUACAUUUUUAAGUCCCUGUUUCACAAUAUUCAAAUAAAUGUUAUAUGCCAAUUAACCUAAAUAAGGCAGUUAAUGCUGAAUGUGCAUUAAAAAAAUUAAAAAUUUAAAAAAUUAUUGUGUAUUGUGUUUACUCACAAAUUGUGAAACAGGCCUUAUAGUCCAUUGAAAAGUUACAUUUGGGGUUGCAUUUUUUAGAGGGACGCAAUUUUAUUUUUUUGAAGUGUAGGGG